UUUUAUUUUAAAAUGUAAUAAUAAAUGGAUUUAAGUCAUCGGGCUCCUUUAUUGUCCGAAUCAAUCCCGGAUGCUGACGUUCUCGAGGAUGUUGUUUCUUCAUUUGGCCACUCACUUGACAUUGUGCUUAAAACCAACUUUAAACCUGCUAAAACAAGUGAUUCUAAUCCUGCUUCGUCCUCAGAAUCUCUUACUUCAGACUCAUCCUCAACGAAAAACCAGAAACUUGCCGCAAUUUUCUCCCGUCAAUGGCUCUCAGGCGUGUUAGCCACUUUAUCUGAGAAGUUAUCUGAAGAUUCCCAUGGCACUGAUAGAACAGACCCAAUUCCGGUGCCUUCUGAGCCUCAAUUUGUUGAUGAUGAUAUGGACAUUCAGAACAUUGAUGACCUGGGGGUGUAUGUCGAGAACGCCAAGGUGUGUGGAAACGGACAAAUCGAGGUCAAUUACGACCUGCUCGAGAGUGAAUCUGUUAGUCAAACUAGGCCUAAGCUGAAAGCUCAGCAACUAAUGCAGUUAAUUCUCCAGGGCAAAAACACCGAGUGGUCCCUACAGAAGAAACUUGAAUAUUUUUGGAAAACAAGCCCAGGACUACUUCUACACCUAUUAUCAAACGAAGAGUCUUCAGAAACAGUUAAAGAUUUUGAUAAUGUCGUGAACGAGGAAAAACACGAAACCGUAUCAGUUGAUGAGGAAUCCAUGGAGUUUCUUAACAAUUUAUUUAAUAAACAUGGGCAGGACGACGUGGGUGAUUUAGAGGAGUAUUUGGUUAAUAACCCUAAGGUCUUAGUGGAUGAGGCUAACAAGCUCGGCUUAGUUGGUGUUGAUCGCUUAGUGGAGCUAUUUAAUAAAUUAAAAAAGGAAGUUGUUCAUGUGAACAAAAUGUCUAAAUUUUUCACAAAACUCGUGCUAGAUCUUGAGACUAAUCAUACAAAUUCUAGCACUUAACUCAGGUGUAGUAAUAAUAUAUAGUGAUUAGAGUUUAAUAUAUUAAGUAGAGAUCAUGUAGCCUCUACCGUCUUCUCUGUGAAGGAACCACUUAUUUGUGGAUUUGUACUGUAUUUUAACAUUUCGC
This is a messenger RNA of Theileria parva strain Muguga, 1072 nucleotides long. RefSeq lists its product as uncharacterized. The record is from RefSeq and is a predicted model, not a curated record. Bases 25 to 945 code for a protein of 306 amino acids. NCBI's taxonomy places the organism in Eukaryota, Apicomplexa, Aconoidasida, Piroplasmida, Theileriidae. The transcript has a single exon.